UUAGGCUGUAACACUGAGCCCAGCCUCCUUCUCCACCCCCACCCCCUCCCACCACGCUCAACCCCCUCCCUCCCCGCCACCACUGUCCGCGAUCGCCCGGCAUCAGGGAAGGAAGAAAGGAGCGCAGGAGGCGGAGGCAUGGAUCCACAGCCCCCUCCACCUGCCCAGGGCAGCCCACCUCACCGUGACCGUGACCGUGGCCGUGGCCGUGGCCGAGGCCGAGGCCGUGGCCGUGGCCGUGGUCGUGGCAGAGGCGGUGCUGGAGCCCCUAGGGCGCCUCUCCCCUGCCCCACCUGUGGUCGCCUCUUCCGCUUCCCUUACUACCUGUCUCGACACAGGCUGAGCCACUCGGGCCUCCGGCCCCAUGCCUGCCCCCUGUGCCCCAAAGCUUUCCGCAGGCCUGCUCACCUGUCCCGCCACCUUCGUGGCCACGGGCCCCAGCCCCCGCUGCGCUGCGCUGCCUGCCCACGCACCUUCCCGGAGCCAGCCCAGCUCAGGCGCCACCUGGCCCAGGAGCACGCGGGUGGCGAGGUGGAUCAGUCCACGCAGAGGGCAGUGAAGGAGGAGCCCGAGGCCAGUUGGGGUCCGCAAGACGAGGGCGUGGAGCAGUCCGCCGCUGUGGCCGGGGCUGCGGAGGAAGCGACCACACAGUGGCCGGAGACGUGGCCUGCAGGGGACCUGGCUCCUGAGGCUGUCCCUACGAGUGUGGAUCCUCGGGAAUCGGAGGCCGAGGAGGCUGAGGCCGGAGCAGCGGACCUAAGGGCCGAGUUGGCACUGGCCGCGGGGCGACAGGAGGAGAAACAGGUCCUCCUCCAGGCCGACUGGACGCUGCUGUGUCUCCGCUGUCGCGAAGCCUUUGCCACCAAGGGGGAGCUCAAAGCCCACCCGUGUCUGCGCCCCGAGGGCGAACAGGAGGGCGAAGGGGGACCCCCGCCCCGCCCCAAGCGACACCAGUGUUCCAUCUGCCUCAAGGCUUUCGCCAGGCCCUGGUCCCUGUCGCGUCACCGGCUAGUCCACUCCACCGAUCGGCCUUUUGUGUGUCCAGACUGCGGCCUGGCCUUCCGCCUGGCCUCCUACCUCCGCCAGCACCGCCGCGUCCAUGGCCCACUCAGCCUGCUGGCCCCAUUACCGGGGGCUGGCAAGAAGGACGACAAGGCCUCAGGUGGAAGGAACUCAGGGAAAGGGCCCGAGGGGAGCGAAGGGGCAGAAUGUGGGGGUGCAUCGGAAGGGGGCGAAGGUGGGCAGAAUGGAGGAGAUGCCACCCCAGCCCGGCCUCCAGCGGGGGAGCCACGUUUCUGGUGUCCGGAAUGUGGCAAGGGUUUCCGACGCCGGGCACACCUACGCCAGCACGGGGUCACCCACUCCGGGGCACGCCCUUUCCAGUGCGUGCGCUGCCAGAGGGAGUUCAAGCGACUGGCGGACCUGGCCCGCCACGCUCAAGUCCACGCUGGGGGUCCCGCCCCGCAUCCGUGCCCGCGAUGUCCACGCCGCUUCUCCCGCGCUUACAGCCUCCUGCGCCACCAACGCUGCCACCGAGCCGAGCUGGAACGGGCAGAACUGGAGAGGGCUGCAGCGCUGCAGGAACUCCAGACCGAGGCCUCACAGACACCCCAGCCUCUGCAGUCGCUUAAGCAGGAGGCAGAAGGGCUCCCUCUGCCCAUCGCCUACAUCAAGGAAGAACCACCCUCACCUGGCACCCCACCUCAGUCCCCGCCGCCUCCGCCUGUCUUUCUCAGCGCCUCCUGUUUUGACAGCCAAGACCAUUCAGCCUUCGAGAUGGAGGAUGAGGAGGUGGACAGUAAGGCCCACCUACACGGAUUGGGGGGCCUGGCCUCCUGACCUCACAUCCACCCUCCGCCCAUUGUGCUCCCGGUUUGCAGUAAGGAAGAGGGAAUCCGAAGGAGAGGGACCUCCCUUCCCUACCCCUGAGCCCUGGCUCAUUCACCUUCUCCUUUACCCGCCCCUAGACCCCCGAUGCUGGUUAGGAACGUCUCACCCCAACACGUGUCUUAAGUAAGGCAGGACAAGGCGGAGGACUCUUGGCCAGAAGGACAGAGACUAAUGGGUUUGUCCCAGCCUGCCCAUCCCUAUUUCAAACACUGGACACCAUCACCUCUUUGGAACUGCCAGACCCUGGGGGUUCCCAGUGCAAACGGUCUGCCCCCCACCCCCUGUCUCUGUGAAUAAAUGUGACUUCGUGCAA
Apodemus sylvaticus (European woodmouse) is the source of this 2203-nucleotide messenger RNA. RefSeq names its product zinc finger protein 579 (gene Znf579). Lineage: Eukaryota; Metazoa; Chordata; Mammalia; Rodentia; Muridae. The transcript is spliced from 2 exons. The coding region runs from base 139 to 1839 and encodes 566 amino acids. The record is from RefSeq and is a predicted model, not a curated record.